Messenger RNA from Rotaria sordida, 2335 nucleotides. Lineage: Eukaryota; Metazoa; Rotifera; Eurotatoria; Philodinida; Philodinidae. The record is from the annotation of a GenBank genome assembly.
UCGUGGUAAUCAAGCAUUUUUAUUAGCAGCAGCUCCAAUUUAUGAUAAAUGGGUCAGAAAUAAUUAUGAAUUACAAGUUUGGCAAACAUACUUGAAGAUGGGCACAGAGCAAAAACAUUGGGCUAAAGAAAUCGUUCAACGUACAAAAAAACGUGAUAAUAUUACAAAUACUCGUUUUGUACAAAAGAAAAUUAAUCGAUUAACCGAAAGUAUUGCUCAAGCUACUGCUACCAUCUCAGACUUGCAAAUUCAAUUAACUACAUAUUGGACACAAGUUAAUGUGGAGAAAUUAACUAAUACAAUAGCUGAAAAUGUAGCAACUAUUGUAUGUGAAAAAAUAAAUAAUAAUAAAAAAUCAACUACAACAACAGCUGCACCAGCAGCAAGUCCUACAACAACAGCAGCAUCAACUACAGCUACGACAACAAAUACUCUUAAAAAUCAAAUUCGUGAGCCUAUAGAAAAAUUAGAAAAAUAUAUAUUAAAAUACGUUUAUACAUAUACACAACAUGUGAAAAAAAUAGCCGAAACUAAAGUUCAAUUAGCCAAAGCUCAAUCAGAUGAAUUUAAAGCUUUAGAAGAAUUUGAACAAAUAGCUACUCCAUCUCAAUGGAAUAUUCAUUUAGCUUUAAAACCUAGAAUAAAACUUUGGUCAACCAAAAAUAAAAAUUACUUGGCUGCUCUUAAACGUGUCGAAUAUGAUAUGCCUCCAAAAUUUAUUGAAAAAGUUGAUUUAUCAUUUAAAAUUGAUGAAUCUAUUAUCAAUCAAGAUGAAGCUCAAGCUACAUAUAAUCAAAUGAGACAAAUUACAAAAGAAUUUCGCACACAAGCAAUGACAUUAUAUGUACAAUCGUUAGGUAGAGAAAAUGAAUUAUUAUCAAAUGAAAUUAAACGUAUUAUUGAAGGCUUUCCUCAAGAAAAUGAUGAGGGAUUUGAUGCUGAACCUGGACAUGCAGCAUUUAAACAUUAUCAUAAUUUACGAGAAAAAAGAUUAAAUUUAGAAGCUGAACAAUCGAUUCAUUUUUUAUCCGAAGAGCGAGUCGAGGGCGAUACAAACGAUCCGGAAGAACAUGAAUUACUAAAAUUAGGCCCUCGGUUUAUUUAUAAUGAUCCAAAAACGGCAUCUCGACGACGUACAAUUGAGUUGGCUACUCUUAAACGAAAAAUUGAAGCUCGUUUCUUUGAUAAGAAAGUUAGCCCCGGUCGUCCAGUCGAACAAUUUAUUGCCGAAUUAGAUGUUCUGCUUCAAAAAUUACAUAAUACUCCUGGAAAUCCUCGAAAAUUAAGAAAUAUAUUAAAUCAAAAUAACACUUAUGAUAAUUUAGUUUCUGCUAUAGAAUCAAGUCAGUCUCAAGAUAUUAAUUCUAGAAUUAUUAUUAAAAAGAAGAAAAAUUAUGGGCGAUUGAUUAAACGUUUAAAAUAUAAGCUUCAUUUGAAAAAUAUUGUUCUUCAAAAAUCUGAUAAAAACAAAGUGUUCCAUCUAGGUAAACUUGACGAUUAUCGCAAAAAAUCAGAAGAAUAUAUGGAGAAAACAAAGGCCUAUAAAUGCUUAGGUACUGAAGACCCAUUUCCUGAUCUAAUUCAUCGUACUAAUAAAUACUUAUUAGAUUUAAGAUUAGCCAAGUGGGUUACUCAAAAACAAUAUGAAAAACUUUGUAUUAAUUCAAAUGAAGUUGAACUUGCUCAUUUAUAUUAUUUGCCCAAAGCUCAUAAACCUGGUACUCCUCUUCGUCCAAUUAUAUCGGGUCUGAAACAUCCAACAAUUAAAAUUUCAAAAUUUCUUGAUGAAUUACUUCGACCUUUAUUUGAUAAGAUGGCUGCAAAAACGACUAUUAAUUCUGGCUUUGAAUUAGUCAAACAGUUGCAACAAUGGUCAAGUAUUAAUAUACGUCAAGAAACUUUAUUUUGCACAAUUGAUGUGACAGACCUUUAUACAAUGGUACCUCAAACUGAAGGAGUACUCUCCUUAAAGAAAAUGUUAGACUACUUAAAAUUAAAGCAAGUUGGUGGUCUUAAAAUUGAAACAAUUAUUAGAUUAAGUCGAUUUGUUAUACAAAAUAAUUAUUUUUCUUUUAAUGGUCAAUUCUAUCAUCAAGUUCGUGGAGGAGCAAUGGGUUCUCCUCUUACUUUAACUAUAGCUAAUUGUUAUAUGUUCUUUUAUGAAAGGCAGAUAGUUAAACAAAUUAGCAAUAGUGGCGGUUUAUAUUUUCGAUAUAUUGAUGAUAUAUUCUUAGCAAUUAAUUGGCCUGCUCGACAUUUAUUUAAACAAAUCGACAGAUGGAAUCAUUUUGAUGAAAAUAUCAAAUUAUCAGAAAAUAUAGAAACCAUCUUAUGA